This is a messenger RNA of Thunnus maccoyii (southern bluefin tuna), 2734 nucleotides long. RefSeq names its product cap methyltransferase 2 (gene cmtr2). The record is from RefSeq and is a predicted model, not a curated record. The transcript is spliced from 3 exons. Gene Ontology annotation, molecular function: methyltransferase cap1 activity. Gene Ontology annotation, biological process: 7-methylguanosine mRNA capping. Gene Ontology annotation, cellular component: cytoplasm; nucleus. The coding region runs from base 95 to 2407 and encodes 770 amino acids. Lineage: Eukaryota; Metazoa; Chordata; Actinopteri; Scombriformes; Scombridae.
GCCCACUCUUUCACGCACAUGCGCAGUGUAGUUCUGAGUCACAUGAUGACACCGUGGCUUCCGUUCCUGGCUACAGCACAGACCGGUGUGGAGGAUGAGCUCCGGCAACGCGACCAGGAAGAAAGUCGGCAGACUGCAGCAGCUCAACAAUGUGGUGGUGUUUGACCCUGAAAUACUAACUGAGAUUAAAGAUCUUUUUAGUAAAGUUAAAACCUAUGUGAAACCAUCCAAUGGAGAGUGGGGCAUCCCUGACCCAAAUGUUGCUCUCAGACACCCUGCGAAGGAGCAUUGCCGGCUGCAGUCCCUGAAGGUGUCGCUGAACGCCGUGAAGAACCAGCUCAGUGACAAGAAUGUCCAGGUCUGGCAUCAGCACACCAACUCCACCAACCGGGCCGGGAAGGUCAUUGCGGCCGUUCGUUCUGUUGCCAACGCGGAGAUCUGCACUCAGGCCUGGUGCAAGUUUUAUGAGAUCCUGGGAAGCUUUAAUCUUCUUCCAGAGGAGGCCCUUCACGAUGGGGAGCUGAACACAGUGCACCUGUGUGAAGCUCCAGGAGCCUUUAUAACUGCUCUAAACCAUUACAUUAAAACCAGCGAGUCCACGCGCUACUGUGACUGGAGCUGGGCUGCCAACACUCUCAACCCGUACCACGAGGCUAACGGUGGGAGCACAACCAUCGCAGAUGAUCGGUUAAUCGCUAACACGCUGCCCUGGUGGUUCUUUGGCUCAGAUAACACAGGCAACAUCAUGCUCCAGAAGCAUUUGUUGGAGCUGCAGGCGUUUGUGGCUAACAUGCGUAGAGUCGAUAUGGUGACGGCAGAUGGUAGUUUCGACUGCCAGGAGAACCCUGACGAGCAGGAGGCGCUGGUGGCGUCACUGCAUUACUGCGAGGUCACAGCUGCACUGCUGCUCCUCAGCCCCGGCGGCUCCUUUGUACUGAAGAUGUUCACCCUUUAUGAACACUCCUCCGUCUGCCUCCUCUACCUGCUCAACUGCUGCUUCCGCUCCGUCAACGUCUUCAAACCUGCCACCAGCAAGGCCGGGAACUCCGAGGUUUAUGUCGUGUGUCUGAACUACGACGGCAAGGAGGCUGUGAGGCCUCUGCUCUCGAAACUCAUUCGUAAUUACGGACCGCACCUUGCUGACCGAGAAGCACUUUUCCCAGAUUCUCUUAUCCCGCAGUCGUUUGUGACACAGCACGAAGAGGUGUGCUCGUACUUCUACACACUUCAGGUGGAGACGAUCACAGAAAACCUGCGACUGUUUGAAGGGACGAGCGCAGAGCAGAGGCAGCGACUCGACUACAUCAGGGAGUGUACGGCUCAGGAAUACCUGCAGCGAUUCCAGGUGAGCUUCCUUCCACGGAGUCGAUGGAUCUCUCGUAACACGGUGAGUCCUGCCUGCUGCAGCGUCUCAGCGGGGCGACCUCUGGGACAGAAGAAGCAAACAGGCUCCUUCAACGAGCGGAGGGAAUUGCAGACCCUGAGCUGGAGGGAGCGCAUCGAGAGGGGUUGCCAUGCCACCUGGAUACAGAGACACUGCACUGAGACCAGCGGAGCGGGCUGCGUGCUGGAAGGACCCCUGUCUGACUGUCACGUUGACUCCUGGUACAUUAUCGCCGGCGCUGCGCUGCCUGCAGUCAGAAACUCUCCGUUCUGUGAAGGAGGAUUGUUGAACCACUUGAAUGAAGCACUGGUGGACACAGCUGAGAGAUCAGCAGUAGACUGGACUCGUGUGUCUCCCUGUGACUCUUGCCAUGCGGUCUGCACUGCCUCCAUCUUGUCAGAUGUGGCAGGUCUUUGCACCUUCACAGUUGACAGUGAAGGCAACAAAGAGAAAAGGCGGUGUCUGGUGUUUGGCAGUCGCUCACUGUGGGACGCCUGUGAGAGCCAAAUUGGGGAUUUAGUCUUGACAUUUUCUGGGGAGCCUUCAUUCCCUCAGAGAGGCUGCAUCACGCUGCACGACGGGGAGCCGCUGUAUCAGCACCAGCUCUUGGGCUGCGUUGUGUUUUCCCUGCAGAACCUGAACUCUGGGGACGCCCUCCUGCUGCCUGUGUUUUCUGCCUUCACUCGUGUUACUGCAGCAGUUGUGCUCUGCCUGCACGCGUGUUUUCGCUCGGUCACGUUCAGGAGUCCGCCCCCCUCAGGCGUGGUCGGAGCAGUGCUUGUAUGUGUUGGCUUCUACCCUGAAGCUGCUGCCCGAAUACUCCCGGUCCUUACUGAUGUCCAUAACUACAUUGGUCAGUUGUUAAGAGGAGAAGAGGGUGAAAAUCCAUCUUCUGGAUGUGACAGACAGGUGUUACAGUUCGUCCCCAUGGAGGAACUGCUCACAGGAGGACUGACGGACUUCCUGUGGACCAUGAACUCUGAAAUCAUCCGACAGAAGCUACAUUUGCUAAUGCAGUCGUAGCGCAGUUUAGUGAACUGUGACUGCGAUACAUGAUAUCCCCUCAUUAUUUUACAGGCUGUUUUAUUCAUGUUGAAUCAACAGAGUGCAUGAACUUUAUGAAGUUCAAGUUAAAGCUACUGAAUAAGUUUUAUAUGUUGAUAUUGAGGCUAAUGAUGAUGCUUCUGCGGCAGAGAUGAACUGCUACAUAUUACACUGUGCUUUCAAUGCCUUUUAAUUAUUAUGGACUUUUUUCCCCUCCAGCUGAUAUGAUGAUGUAUUGGAUACUGUUUCUAAGGGGUUUUUCUGUUAGUUAAUCUAAUGAUGAAGAAAUUAAAAUUACUGACUUCA